AUGGCCAACGAACAAAGAAAUAUCCUCACGGAAAAGGUCAUCUCGCCCUUGACGAUAGCACAUGUCGUCCUCAAGACUGGGAAACCUAAACCCAUGGUUGCCUAUUACAAGGCCUUCCUCGGGGCCCAUAUCCAGUACGAAAACGAGACGAUAUGUUUUUUGGCAUACGACGAAGAGCAUCAUCGUAUCGCCAUCAUCAACUUCCCGACCCUUGGUCCCAAGCAAGGCGCAGGAUUGGAUCACGUCGCCUUCACCUUUGACUCGCUGCAGGAUCUCGUCCUGGCUUAUAAACAGCGCAAAACACGGGGUAUCGUCCCCAUCUGGUGUGUCAACCACGGCAUAACGACGAGCAUGUAUUACCAAGAUCCCGAUGGGAACAAGAUUGAGACGCAGGUGCAAAAUUUCGACACGGUCGAAGAAGCGAAUGCUUACAUGACAAGCACCGACUUCACCGAGAAUCCCAUCGGUGUCGACUUCGAUCCUGAGGAGCUUGUCAAGCGGCUAGAGAGCGGUGAGGAUGAGCGGGACAUCAAAAAGAAGCCGAAUAUUGGCCCAAGGAGCAUAGAGUCGGUCAAGUCGAGGGUUGUGCCCCCGCCAUUUGCGAAGGAUAGUUAUGAACCUAUCUAUCUUUAGAAAAAUGCGGACGUGCUGCAGUGUUCGGCAAGUUAAGAUAAAUUUGCGAUCAGUUCCGGGGGCUGAGUGUAGGAACAAAUCAAGCAUGUCCGAUUAAUUUGUAG
Pseudomassariella vexata is the source of this 737-nucleotide messenger RNA. RefSeq names its product putative ring-cleavage extradiol dioxygenase. The coding region runs from base 1 to 633 and encodes 210 amino acids. The transcript is spliced from 2 exons. The record is from RefSeq and is a predicted model, not a curated record. NCBI's taxonomy places the organism in Eukaryota, Fungi, Ascomycota, Sordariomycetes, Amphisphaeriales, Pseudomassariaceae.